Messenger RNA from Nelumbo nucifera (sacred lotus), 1559 nucleotides. RefSeq names its product metaxin-like protein. Gene Ontology annotation, biological process: mitochondrion organization. Gene Ontology annotation, cellular component: mitochondrial outer membrane; SAM complex; cytoplasm. The record is from RefSeq and is a predicted model, not a curated record. NCBI's taxonomy places the organism in Eukaryota, Viridiplantae, Streptophyta, Magnoliopsida, Proteales, Nelumbonaceae.
GACUCAUGCGCGACUGCUGAAGAUGACAAAACCCACAUAGAACCCUUCUGCUGUUCCUGGUUUCUUCCGAACAGCAAAAACCAUUUCUCAUUUAUUCUCCAUUUCAUUUUCCUCUGUAAAUCCCCCAAAUAGAUUUUCUUCGUCUUACUUCAUUUCCCACUCUUUCCCAUAUAGACUUCUGCCUCUCUUCAAGCUCUAGGUAUUUUAUCACUUCGCCGUCGUCUUUUUCGAUAAAGAAAUCCAGACGUUGAGAGAAGCGAAGAAGGGGAGAGCGCUACAUGGAUGUAGAGAAGGAUAAAGAGCUUGUUCUUGUUGCAAGGAAAGCCUGUUUUGGUCUCCCAACGGCUUGCCCCUCAUGCUUGCCUGUUUACAUAUACCUCAAAUUAGCUAACGUGCCGUUUGAUUUGCGCUUCAAUUUGAUUCAUCCUGAUUCAGAUCAAAUACCUUAUGUGGAGAGUGGUGAGUAUGUGGCCUACAACAAUGAGAAAAGUGGAGUUAUUGAAAGUCUAAAGGAAGAUGGAAUAGUUGAUCUGGAUUACUGUAUCCCAAGUCAUACUAUUGCAGAAUGGAUGGCCAUAAUAAGCUCGUGGCUUGCAGAUGCUGCAAUGUACGAACUCUGGUUGGGAUCUGAUGGAAGUGUGGCACAUAAGAUAUAUUAUUCUGACCUCCCGUGGCCAAUUGGAAAACUUCUCUACUUUAAGCAAACUUAUGCUGUGAAGCAGCUACUUGGGAUAACAAAAGUCAAUGCUGAGCGAAGGGAAGCAGAGAUCUAUAGGAAGGCGACCAUUGCUUAUGAAGCACUGUCAACGAAAUUGGGGGAGCAGACCUUUUUCUUUGAAAACAGGCCAACAAGUUUGGAUGCAAUUUUCCUUGGACAUUUGCUUUUUGUCCUUCAAGCUUUACCAGGUACAUCGGUGUUGCGAAGCAAGCUCUUAGAGCAAAGCAAUCUUGUAAGAUACGCUGAAAAUUUUAAGACGGAGUUCUUGGAAGCUGGUUCAUUGCCUUCAUCUGUUCCACGGUCUCCAUUUGACCCUUCAUCAACAACACCAAGAAGAACUCCUCCAAGUUGGAGUUCAAAGCCUAAAAGCAAACCCAAGAAGGAGAAGACGGAAGAAGAGAAAACCUUCAGAAGAAGGGCCAAAUACUUCUUGGCAACGCAGUUGGUUGCGGUUCUUGUUUUCCUAUCUAUUAUGGGUGGAUCUGAUGAUGCUGAAUUGGAAGCUGACGAUGGUGAUGAUGGCAUGGAUUAUGAUGACUAAAAUCAUCUAAUCUUCUACAAAGCAACUUGUUAAAUAUUGAUUGUUCAUUUUUACGUUCAUUACUAGCACAAAGUCUAUAUGCCUAGUUAGGAACUUAGGAUAUUGUUCCCAUUUUGAGUUUCAUCUUUCACUUCUGCGCAUUUCUGUUGACAUGGGUCCAUUUGAGUUGGGGAAGGUUAAAAGCUUUCCAUUCCCCCUCCCCUUACGCAUGAAAAUUUUAGAACCAUUAUUCACAUUUUGAUACAAAUUGAGAAUUUAAUUCUGAAAUUAGAAAGAAGAAUAGAACGAUUUACUGGUGUA